UUGAUUGUUUUGACGUUUACAUUUACACCAUAUGGAACGUUAGAUGGUUCUGAAACUUUAUUGAAAAUGGAUAGAGAAACAGAAUUGUUAAAAAUAAAUGAGGAACUCCGUAAGAAAAUUGAGGAGUUAGAAAGGAAAAACAAUGUAGUAAGACAAAAAAUUCCAGAAAUGUCCUCUAAAGUUGUAGAUAGUAAUCCCUACAGCCGAUUAAUGGCUCUGAAAAAGAUGGGAAUUGUCAAAAAUUAUGAGCAGAUCAGAACUUACUGUGUGGCUAUUGUUGGUAUUGGCGGAGUGGGUAGUGUAGCUGCUGAAAUGUUAACACGUUGUGGUAUUGGAAAAUUGCUUUUGUUCGACUAUGAUAAAGUUGAAUUGGCAAACAUGAAUAGGUUAUUCUUUCAACCUCACCAGUCUGGACUCAGUAAAGUUGAGGCUGCAGCAGAAACUCUUCGAAACAUCAAUCCAGAUGUUGAAAUAUUGACAUUCAAUUAUAAUAUCACACUCUUAGACAAUUUUGAAAAUUUUCAAAGCUCCCUCAUACAUCAAGGAAUGAAUGGGAAAAAUGUUGAUACAGUGCUCAGUUGUGUAGACAAUUUUGAAGCUAGAUUGACGAUCAAUACUGUGUGUAAUGAAAACAAUUUGAAUUGGUUUGAAUCUGGUGUUGCAGAAAAUGCUAUUUCAGGGCAUAUCCAAUUUAUUAAUCCAGGAAAGACAGCUUGUUUUGCUUGUGUACCUCCACUAAUAGUUGCCUCUAAUAUUGAUGAGAAAACUUUAAAAAGGGAUGGAGUUUGUGCAGCAAGCUUACCAACUACAAUGGCAAUAGUAGCUGGGUUCCUAGUUCAAAAUUGUUUGAAAUAUCUCCUUGGUUUUGGAGAAGUAGCAAACUAUCUUGGUUAUAAUGCAUUAAAUGAUUUCUUUCCUACUAUGAGUCUGAAGCCAAAUCAGAAUUGUGAAGACAGGUUUUGUAGAAAGAGACAACAGGAAAAAGCUAGUGAAGUGAAGGAAGAAAUACUUGUAAAAGUGGAUGAAGAAGCACCCUUACAUGAAGAUAACGAGUGGGGUAUAUCAUUGGUUGAUGAGAGUGUGGAAGAGCAAAAAGCAUCAGUUGGUGUUGCAGGCAUUGAAUUUGCCUAUACAUUAGCAACUAACAACUCAAAAGAAGAACCAGAGGUUGCAACUACUGAUGAUGUCAAAUUAGAAGAUCUCAUGGCACAAAUGAAAUCCAUUUGAACAGUUAUUGAAUGAAGAAAUUCCAUUUUAUAAAACUGAAAAUUUUACUACUUGUUGAAAAUAAUUGGUAUUACUCUUUUGUGCAGUAUAUUUUCUUAUUUUAUCUUAUAAUUCAUUUUAAAUUAGUACAUGAAUAUGUUUCUAAAUCAUCAUAUUAAAUAAUUUGUUCUAUAUUUUUAUUAAACAAGUUUUAUAAUGA
Messenger RNA from Harmonia axyridis, 1426 nucleotides. RefSeq names its product ubiquitin-like modifier-activating enzyme 5 (gene Uba5). The record is from RefSeq and is a predicted model, not a curated record. Gene Ontology annotation, biological process: protein ufmylation. Gene Ontology annotation, cellular component: cytoplasm; cytosol. Lineage: Eukaryota; Metazoa; Arthropoda; Insecta; Coleoptera; Coccinellidae. The transcript is spliced from 4 exons. Bases 67 to 1227 code for a protein of 386 amino acids. Gene Ontology annotation, molecular function: UFM1 activating enzyme activity.